CUGAAGCGACCAGGCAGCAAGAGCCGCGGCGGCGGCGGCGGCGGCGGCAGCGCUCCGGGCAGCGGCUGGGACUCGCCCUGGCGUCCGAAGAGCAGCGGUAGCAGCAACGGCGGCGGCGGCAGGCGGGGGCCAGCCAGACUUCAGCCCUUCCCUGCCAGCAUGGAGAUCGAGAAGGAGUUCCAGCGCCUGGAUCAGGAGGACAGCUGGGCCGCCAUCUACCAGGAAAUUAAACAUGAAGCCAGUGACUUUCCAUGUAAAAUGGCCAAACACCCGAAAAACAAAAAUCGCAACAGGUACAGAGAUGUCAGCCCCUUUGACCACAGCCGAAUUAAGCUGGAGCAAGGUGACAAUGAUUAUGUCAAUGCAAGUUUGAUAAAAAUGGAGGAGGCAAACAGAAGUUAUAUCCUUACACAGGGUCCACUUCCAAAUACUUGUGGUCACUUUUGGGAGAUGAUUUGGGAACAGAAAAGCCGCGGAGUUGUCAUGCUGAACAGAGUGAUGGAAAAGGGAUCAAUAAAAUGUGCACAGUAUUGGCCACAAAAAGAGGAGAAAGAAAUGUUCUUUGAAGAUACAAACUUCACAUUGACCUUAAUAUCAGAAGAUGUAAAAUCCUAUUAUACAGUCCGACUAUUAGAACUGAAGAACCUCAUAACACACGAAACGCGAGAAAUUCUGCAUUUUCAUUACACGACGUGGCCUGACUUUGGAGUCCCAGAAUCUCCAGCUUCAUUCCUCAACUUCCUGUUCAAAGUGAGAGAAUCGGGGUCCCUGAGUCCUCAGCAUGGUCCCAUUGUGGUGCAUUGCAGUGCUGGAAUUGGAAGAUCAGGAACUUUUUGUCUGGUUGAUACUUGUCUUGUCUUGAUGGACAAAAGGAAAGAUCCUUCUUCUGUCGACAUUAAACAGGUUCUUUUAGAAAUGAGGAACUAUCGAAUGGGGCUUAUACAAACAGCAGACCAACUUCGCUUCUCAUACUUGGCUGUUACAGAAGGAGCCAAAUUUAUUAUGGGCGAUUCUUCGGUACAAGAGCAAUGGAAAGAACUCUCUAAUGAAGAUUUGGAUCCACCACCAGAACAUACUCCUCCACCUCCAAGGCCACCCAAAAGAACCUCUGAAAUGAAUAAUGGAAGGGUGCAUGGUGAUAUGGAAGUUUUAUCAAAGCAUCCAAGGGCUGAGGAAGAAAUCAAGUAUGCUGCCAGCGCUUUGGAAGCCAGUGUUCUGGAUGGCAGAGCUUGUUCCUCUGAGCAGCAGGUUAUAGAGAGCACCAGUCCAGAUAUUACGCUUAGGAAGAGAACUGUUGAUGCUUCACCGUGCAAUGAUGAAAUUUUGAAGCCAGAAGAAGAGGAUGAAGAGAGCGUGAUGACAACUUGGAAACCAUUCCUGGUCAACAUCUGCAUGUUCACUGUUCUGACAGCGGGUGCAUACCUCUGUUACAGAGUGUAUUUUCAUUGA
This is a messenger RNA of Notechis scutatus (mainland tiger snake), 1449 nucleotides long. It is a transcript of the gene PTPN1, whose product is annotated as protein tyrosine phosphatase non-receptor type 1. Gene Ontology annotation, cellular component: endoplasmic reticulum; cytoplasm; early endosome. Gene Ontology annotation, biological process: negative regulation of ERK1 and ERK2 cascade; peptidyl-tyrosine dephosphorylation; negative regulation of PERK-mediated unfolded protein response. The record is from RefSeq and is a predicted model, not a curated record. Gene Ontology annotation, molecular function: non-membrane spanning protein tyrosine phosphatase activity; protein kinase binding. NCBI's taxonomy places the organism in Eukaryota, Metazoa, Chordata, Lepidosauria, Squamata, Elapidae.